AUGGCCAUGACCGCUUCUGGUCACGGCCAUUGCUAUGGUGAUAGUCAACUCAAAGGCCAUGCUCGGGCGCACUUUGGUGACAACAUAUCGGUGCAUAACAACUACCUCUCGGCCGAACCGCAGCUCAUCGACUUGCCAACAGCACCGGAAGCAUCUUUUGAUUCUCGCGUCAGACAAGAUGACCCUCUCUGUCUGCCAGGCACACGCGUCGAGGUCCUGGAACGAAUACGAUCGUGGAUCCUUGGCGAUGAAUCCAGUUGCAUCUUCUGGCUGAGCGGAAUGGCGGGUACUGGCAAAUCGACCAUUGCUCGUACAAUUGCUCGAGAGUCGAGCGAAGGAGGGUAUCUCGGAGCAAGCUUUUUCUUUACACGCGGGAAACGAGCUACGGCGAACGCAGAUUUGUUCUUCACGACCCUGGCGCUUCAACUCACCAUCAACAAGCCUGCGCUGAAAACACAUGUGGCUGAGGCUGUACGAGCUCAGCCCGAUAUUGCUUCGAAAUCUCGAACGGCCCAAUGGCAGAGAUUGAUCGCCCAGCCAAUCGAACGCAUGGCGGGUGGUCUGCAGCAAGAAGUGCUGGUGUUCGUUAUCGAUGCACUAGACGAAUGCGGUCACGAUGCUGACAUGGAAGCUAUCGUAGGCAUCCUUGCGGAGGCCACGGAGAUCAAGUCUACUCGACUGCGGAUCAUCUCUCACGAGCAGACCAGAGGUUCCGAUCCGUUCGGAAUUUCGGCAAAUGCCUCAGUACACACAUCACGAUUUGCACUUGCACGAAGUGGCGCGAGCGACGGUGAAUGACGACCUCCGUCUCUUCUUCCAUGACCAGUUUAACAGAGUCAAGCGACGACAGGACUGGAUAGCCAAGGACUGGCCUGACAAUACUGCUACCGAAGAACUCGUGCGAUUAGCAGAAGGCCUCUUCAUUUUCGCAGCUACCAUUUGUCGGUUUAUUGCGGGAAGUCGUUCUGCGCAGAAAUCGCUCGAUCAAUUCAUAUGCAGCAUCCGUCCAUCAUCAGCAGAGAAAAUUAGCCCGGCGCCUGCCAGACUAGUUGGACCCAGUAUGCUCCCGUUAGACAUGCUGUACACGAAUAUCUUGAUCCGCUCCAUAGAGGCCGAUGACCAGUUCGAUCUGGAUGGAGAUGAUUUCGAUGAAACACGCGAGAUCCUAGGCCUGCUCCUGGCGUUAAAAGAGGAACUAUCAAUCCAAACAGUAGCCGGAAUCUUAGGGCGAGACACUAGUGAGAUUUACUCCUGUCUCCAAGGUCUCGAAUCUCUCAUACACGUUCCUUCCGCCGGAAGUUCUGGUGGCAUUCGGAUACUUCAUGCGUCCUUGAGAGACUUCCUUUUUGACCAAGAGCGAUGCAGGCGGGCUUUGGCGAGACACAGUGCAGACGCUCGGCUGGAGCAACCAACUCUUGAUCGGCUCUGGAUAGAUAAGCACGUGAUGCACGGGGUGCUCGCGGAGCAAUGUUUAGCAAGGCUAGCAGGGUCAUCGGGGCUUAGAUACGACAUGUGCGAGCUUCAGGAUCCAGGGGCAGAGCGAAGAUACGUGAAUGUGGAGAUCAUUCACAAGAUUUCACCAGACGUGGCGUACGCUUGCUGCCACUGGGCCAACCACGCGACCGAGGCUCAGCAAAAGCUACGCUCUCGCGGCGUAGUCCACGAUUUCCUCAAGGUAUACCUUCUUCACUGGCUGGAAGCGCUCAGCUGGCUCGGAAAGCUUUCGCAAGCAAUCUAUCAAGUCAAAGACUUGGAGUCUCUCGUCGAGGUGCGUCCGUUGAAAGAAAGUCUGCGAAGUGAAGGCGAUCUUCUCGCUAACCUACCUUCAAAGACCGCUUUCGCAGCUGAUCUUGCAGGCUUUCUUUAUGAUGCUUGGCGGUUUCUGUUGGAGAACCGGAAUAUAAUUGACACCGCGCCAUUGCAAGUGUAUUAUGGCGCGCUGGUUUCCGUGCCAAAGACCAGUGUAUUGCGAAGCUUGUUCUUCGACCGUGUCAGUGCGAUGCUCGAUCUGAUCCCUGAAGCGCCAGAGAGGUGGCCGCCACAGACUUUGGCGUGUGUAGGUCACACUAGCUUUGUGAACGCUCUGGCAUUCUCUCCAGAUGGAACAUUAAUAGCAUCGGGUUCUGACGACGGUACCAUGCGACUGUGGAAUAUAUCUACCGGCGAAGAGCUUCACAAAUAUGAAAUCCGAUCGGAAUGCGUGUGCGCCGUGGCUUUCUCCGCAGAUGGUCAAACGGUUGCAGCUGCUACAGAGAACGGUACUGUUCUACGGUGCAAUGUAAAGACUGGCAGGCCGGUUCAUCAGUUCAUAAGCAUUCCGAUUGACUCGUCGGCUGUGCCAGCAUUUGCUGCAGACCUCUCGACAAUAGCUAUGGGCUCAGGGAGGAGAUUGACGGUAUGGCACCUGGACAAGGAGCCCGAGCUGAAGCUUGACGCGGAAAUAAACACAAGCAUAUACCAGCCUCAGAUAUGCAUAUCCCCGAAUGGCCAAUUAAUAGCGAUUGCGACAAAACGUGGUGCGGUUGACAUUUUCGAUUGCGCGGACGGGAAAUCUUUCCAGCUCACGGGCCACACAACGGGAGUCGAGCAAGUAGCAUUCGCUCCGAAUGGUGAAAUGCUAGCGUCGGCAUCAUUCGAUCAGACGCUUCGACUUUGGGACGUGCGGAGUAAACAAGAAUUGUCGCGACUUGAUCAUGACGGGGACAUCUUAUGCAUCGCGUUCGCUUCUAAUGGCAUGACGCUGGUCUCGGCAUCGAAAGAGAAACGAAGAUCCCCAAACGAGCUAGUCAGCAUAUGGAAUUUAAGAAAUGGGACCACAUUCAGGCUACAAGACCGUCAGGAAGUCACGGGAGGCCUCAACAUCAUCAGCUGCUCCUACGACGGUAAUACUAUAGCCUCAGCAGAUUUCGAUUCUGCUAUCCGACUCUGGACCGCGCGCUCAGAUGGACAGACUAGAAAUCUGCCAGGACACACCAGCGUAGUGCGUUCGGUGACGUCGUCCACACAAGGAAACAUUUUCGUGUCGAUUGAUAUGUAUGGGACCUUGUGCGCGUGGGAUGCCGAGCGAGGCAAAAUUCUGCGAACAUUGCAUAGCUCUCCAUCCCGGACCACUUUCGAUUGCCGUAUAUGCGACAUAUCGGGGGAUGAAAAGAUCGUGGUCUCUUUCGAUGCCUCUGCGAUGAUGGUCUGGGACGUCGGAUGCGGUGCACAAGUCUGUAAGAUUGAAACCACAAUCACCCGCCGCAACAAAGUCAAGCUUUCUUGGGACGGCGGACUGGUAGCCGUGGAGCGUUUCUUGACCGCCCGGCUGCGCUCACGUGUCAGCCUUUGGAAUGCGAGGACCGGUCAACAUCUCCGGGACUUCGACUGCGAGCGCUUCUGUCGUUACUUGUCCUUCCAGAGCCAUACCUUGCACACCGGGCAUGAAGAAUUGGAGAUUGGAGAGUACUUGACAUCUCCUGAACCGACCUACUACGAACCCCGGAAAGAAGUCGAAUAUUCUCGCUCUAUCGACAAAACUUCCAGUGGCUGGAUACGGUACCGCGGGCACAAUGUCCUGUUGCUCCCGUUCGACUGGAAAGGCACGCACUUUGAUAUUGACUGUAUUCAUGGAAGAACCAUCGCUAUCGGUCAGAAAUCGGGAACCCUCUCAUUCUAUCGGUUCCGCGCGCAUAUACCUGAAGAUAUCCUGCGAGUUUCUGAGAUGGAAUAUCAAUCUCCACAUCUAUCUGCAGAUGAAUCUCCCAAUGAAUCCUUGGAUGGAAGUUGA
Lecanosticta acicola is the source of this 3769-nucleotide messenger RNA. NCBI's taxonomy places the organism in Eukaryota, Fungi, Ascomycota, Dothideomycetes, Mycosphaerellales, Mycosphaerellaceae. The record is from the annotation of a GenBank genome assembly.